GGAGCGGCAGCUAGUCACAGUGUAGCCGGCGCGCGCGCAUCCCGAACACCAGCGCGAUCCAAAAAUACCGACCUACACGGCCCGGCCGCAUUAGCUUGACAUGGGCUGACCGCGCUCUGUUUCUUCUGUACAAACAAAUUUUCAAUAAUUUCAACGAAAUUCCAAAUUCGAAACGAUCUUAAUUUGAAACAUUCCAAAUUUGAAACGAUUCUAAAUUUGAAAUCCGCCAGUGUUGUGCCGUUUUGAGUGGUUUCCGCGAGGCCGAUGCGGCGAUGUCGCCGACUGCUAUCGGUACUGACUUACCGCAAUGGUGCGGUAAGACAGAGAGCUGCCCGCAAGCUCUACUCGGCUGGCUUUACUUGACUCACGACCAGAAUGAUCAGUGGGUGCCAGGCUCGGUAUGGGGACCUCUACCAACUGCAACGCCGGGCUCUGCCCAGCAGCCUCCAGCAGACGAUACCAGCUCGUUGGCCGAGCAGCUAACUGCGUUGUCACUGAGACGACCACCCAGACCACCCCCUCCGGCUUACAUGUGUCAUUUAUGCUUCAAAAAAGGCCAUUACAUUGGAGAUUGCCCCCAGGCUCGACCUAAAGGCGAAGGGUUAACCCCAUACCAGGGUAAGAAGCGAUGCUUCGGUGAAUACAAGUGCCCUAAAUGCAAGCGUAAGUGGAUGAGUGGUAACUCCUGGGCCAACAAUGGACAGGAGUGUAUCAAGUGCCGCAUCAAUGUGUUCCCGCAUAAACAGAGACCACUGGAGAAACCUGACGGGUUGGACGUGAGUGACCAGUCCAAGAUUCACCCUCAGCAUCUAUGUCAGAAGUGCCGUUCCCUCGGGUAUUAUUGCCGGCGCGAGUACUAAAAGCUAGUAUUAUCUUAGUUACUAGGAUACGAGUAUAUACUGACAUAAAUAGACUCAAGAUACUGUAUCUUAGAUUAACUUAUCUUCAAUUCAAAUAUUGCACACUUGAUUUUCAUUUUUCAUUGAAGCGAAUCCCUAUUAUUUAUGCACCCUUAAUACAAUACUGCAAUAAUUAAAAAAAUAUGAAUUUUGGAAUAUUUGGAAUUUGGAUUUUCGACUCUAAAGUAUUAGCGUUAUAAAGUCAAGUUUCCAAAAUAUGAAUGGUAAUAUAGUAUUAGUAAGCGAUUAUGUUUAUUAGUAUUCAAUUUAAAAUGUGUGAAAUAAAAUUCAUUACAACUAAUAAACUAUCAAUACUGUGCAAAAAUAUUUGUUAUAAUGAAUAUAUAUAAAUUAUAUAACCAAAAUAUUAUAAAACCAAACCAUUUGCUAUCCCAAA
Messenger RNA from Achroia grisella, 1296 nucleotides. RefSeq names its product zinc finger CCHC domain-containing protein 24-like. The coding region runs from base 273 to 860 and encodes 195 amino acids. Lineage: Eukaryota; Metazoa; Arthropoda; Insecta; Lepidoptera; Pyralidae. The transcript has 4 exons. The record is from RefSeq and is a predicted model, not a curated record. Gene Ontology annotation, molecular function: zinc ion binding; nucleic acid binding.